AUGAAAAUAAUUUCCAGUAUUUAUGAUAGUUUUAUAUCAACUAAGAAAAAUUCGGUUGAUGCAAACGUGAUGCAUGAUGUGAUAUACACAUUUUCAGAAGUAAUUCUAAAAUUACCAGAAGAAAUGAAAAAAUGCUUAGUACCGAUUUUUGAAACACAGAUAAUGGAUGACUCUGGAACAUUUUAUGAUCGUGAACAAUUUGUCAAGUAUCUUAUGAUUUAUACAAGAUCAAUGUCCACCGAUGUGUUUGACCAAUUGAUGGAGCAUUUAAAACUUUGUGCUGUAGAAUUCUGGAAAGCAGAGGAAAGACACGAGAGACGAAAAUUACUGAAGAAGUGCUUCAUUUCGUGUGAUUUAGAUCAGUUGAAUGAAAUAAAUCGUGAUAAAGUGUUUCAUCUGUGCGAAAUGUAUUUUGAUACAUGUGAACAAACAAUAAAACAGAUGAUACAUUAUCCAAGAGAUUGGGUUACUAGGGAAUAUCACUUAGGAUUGUCACUAAAGGAAUCAUCUCCAAGAAAAGAGUCGAUGAAAUGGCAAUCAUCAGCGAAAAGUGAAAACAAUAAUCAAAGGAAAACUGAACAAAUUUUAUCCAGUGAAAAAAUCAAUGAUUCUACUGUUGAAGUCUUUGAAAAAUUAUGUAAACAAAAAGAUAAGUUGAUAAAAGUUGAUCAAAUAAUUGAAACGAAUGGUUUAACACAACAUCAAUUCAUCAGUAUUAUGGAGUUUUUAAUACCGGAAACUGUUCCACUGAAUAUUUUGCAACAAUGUUUAAUGGUUUUACGAAAGUAUACUGAAACAACUGAAGAACAUGAUGAAAGAAAACUUAAGCAUUUCCAAAGAAAUAUAAAAUUGAAAAAGGAUCUUCUCAUGAAGAAAAUAUUUCAUACAAUGAACCGUGAAUGUUCUGGAAUGUUAAAUUUAAGAAAAUUCGAAAAUUAUUUACUUGAUUAUGAAGAUGGAUUUUAUGAAGCACAUUUAAAGCAAGCCAAAUCAGAUUUAUUUACCAUACUCCAACUCACUGCAAGUAGACAUUUAUCUCGACAGUCUACACUACAGACAGAUCAAACAACAACAACAACAACAUCCACUGUAACUUGCAGUACAAUACCGUCAUUCGAACAAAUCAGUGUUCAUUCAGAUCUCGAUCAUUCAAAUGCUCAGUUAUCCAGUUUAUAUCAUUAUUAUCCAGAGAAAACAGUUGAAAUAAGCCUAAAUCACUUCAAAAUUCUACUAGAUGAUAUAUUUUGGCCUAAAAGUGAUGAAUAUCUUAGUGGGCAUGAUGAAUUUGACCUAAGCUGUUUAGAAAAAUUUUUAGACUACUUAAAUAAGAAGUUAGUAGAGAAUAUGUCGAAUAAAAUUAGAUGUGAAAUACGAAGAGAAUGGAUACAAAAAAUUAUAAACGCUGCUCAAAAUUCUUACAGUAAUUCAAUGGAAUUAGUUUACAAAUCAAUUUUCCAAAUACUUGUAAAAGAUACAUUAAAGCAUGGUGGACAAAAACAGAUUGGUGUUAAAAUUGCUAUACUUUGUCCUACAAUCAAUGAAAAUAUGCUAUCAUCAAGUAUCGAUACACAAUACUGUUUACAGUAUGUAGCAGCUAUACCAGAUUCAGAUGCUGAAAGUGUACUUGGUAAAUCUCCAGAGAAACAAAAAUCGGAUUUACUAACUCAGUGUCUAAGAACUGGAUCAACAUUAGUCCAUUGUGAGAUGUCAAACAUUAAAAAAUUCUCUAAUUUGAACAAAGAAUCACAGAAUACAUCUGUGUAUAAUGAUACAGAAUUCAACGUAAAUCAUCAGUCAGUACCAUUUGCUCUUGCUAUACCAAUUCCAAACACGAAGAAAUACUUCAUUGGCUUAAUGGAGGUGAAUAACUUCUCUGAUAGUGGACAACAACCGAAAUUCGAAGAGCAUGAAAUACAAUUCUACAGAGGUGUAGUUUAUCAACUCGGCUAUGCAUUUUCUCUUAUGAGUAGUCGACAUUUAUUUACUUCUAUGAUGAAAUAUGCUUUGGAUUCAAUCUAUACACAACUGAAUAGUAUUGAUCAAAUGGUAUUUUAUCAUCUACAUUUGUCUACAAAUGACCUUUCCAUAAUCGAAGAUGAUACUACUAAUAGUAGUAAGCAUAAUGGUCAGAUCAUAAAUUCAUUGAAUGAAGAAAAGUGUCUAAUUAACAAGGAUGCCAGUUAUCCGUUAUAUAGACUAGUAUCAAAAUAUGCUGAUCAUGAGACAACAAUUCAUAAGGAUCCAAAAAUAUUUACUAAAAGGAUAAUUAUCUAUACUAUCAUUUAUUCGAUGCAUUCGAGUCUGCAAACACAAUGGAACAAGUUAAACGAUUAUCAACUGGAGUAUUUAUAUCAAGUUACAAAACUUUUGCAUGAAGGUUAUGUAGAAUUAAUCAAGUAUACAGGUGUAUCUACGACUGGUCAGUAUACAGAUGUCAGUGUUGAAGAUUCCAGGAUAUCGACAAAACAGAAACAGAGUAAAGAUACUGAAAAGUUAAGAGAUGUUAAAAGUGAUUGGUUGGAUGAUAAUAACAAAUUUACACCACAAAGAAUUCAAAGGAAUCUAACAAAAAUGGAGUUGAAUCUGUUGGCACUAAGAAUCGAUAAAAAUCUUUUCAAUGAUAUUAAGCAAUACAAUUUUCAACUUACUAACUCUGAAACUUACAUAAUAUGGUGUACAAUAAUUUUAAUCUAUCCUUAUCAUGAAUAUGAUCCAUUGAAUGAAGAAAAUAUUUUGAAACAAUUAGAUUUAAUAAAGGAUAAUAUUUAUAAAUCAAUCAUAGAAUAUGAUCCUUUCUGUCAUGAAAAGUAUUCAUCAAGCUUAAAAGUGAAUCAAUUAUAUGAACUUUUAGAAAAAAUUUCAAGUGAAGAAUUAAGUCGAUAUGCAUGUGAAUCAAUGAAAACUCUUUAUCAAUGGAUAAAAUUAUGCCUCACUGUUGUAAAUUAA
Molecule: messenger RNA, 2946 nt
Organism: Heterobilharzia americana
Lineage: Eukaryota; Metazoa; Platyhelminthes; Trematoda; Strigeidida; Schistosomatidae
Source: the annotation of a GenBank genome assembly